GAGAGAGAGACUGUGUCAGAGCUUCUCGCGCUGAGAGGGUUUGAUAUUUAGUCACUGAUCCUCUCUUCAGGACUUUCUGCGGGCUGGGAGUUACUUUACGCGCACGCACGGACGGACUCCAGACACGCGUGCGCUCCGACAGACAGCCAGCAUCAGUUGUGAGAGUCUCAGCAGAAGCUCUCCGUUGACAUGCUGAAGGUGAAGCAGCAGGGAUGUCAUCCAGGCGUGGCUCGGGGAGGAUAUGGAUGUCUAUAUAAAUGACUCGUUCAGUCUGAUCACAGAUGAAAAGAGCGUCUCUCUCCUCUCCGCUCUCUAAACACACUAAAGUUUCCUCGUCAUGGCAGAGGUGGCUGGAUUUCUCGGGAGCAUCGAUCUGGAUUUGCAGGCUUUUCCAGCAUUGGGGAACGUGCCUCUGUCGGAUGGUUUGAAUGAGAGGUUGGGUCUGAUUGAGGGCAGACUGCAGCGCGGAUCGCUGACGGAUUUUGGCCACCUGAAGGGCAUCCUGCGCAGGAGACAGCUCUACUGCCGCACCGGCUUCCAGCUGGAGAUAUUCCCCAACGGGACGGUGCACGGAACCAGACAGGACCACAGCAGAUUCGGUAUUCUGGAGUUUAUCAGUCUGGCCGUCGGGCUGGUGAGCAUACGAGGCGUGGAUGCUGGUCUUUAUCUGGGGAUGAAUGAGAAAGGUGAACUCUAUGGGUCGAAGAAGCUGAUGGCAGAGUGUGUGUUCCGUGAGCAAUUCGAGGAGAACUGGUACAACACCUAUGCGUCUACACUCUACAAGCACGCGGACACUGGGAGAUACUAUUACGUGGCUCUGAACAAGGACGGCUCGCCCCGAGAAGGCGGCAGGACUAAAAAGCAUCAGAAGUUGACUCACUUCCUGCCCAGACCUGUUGAAAUCGAGAAGAUACCCCAAGCGUACAGAGACUUGUUCCAGCACAGGUGACCAAAGCAUCCAUCGGAGUCGCUGUGUUGGAGAGGUGUAGUAGAGUUGCUUGAUGGGAAAGACGGAUUCUGUAGAACAUUUAGAAAUACAAGACCCUACUUCUCUCGCCUCACAGCUGUUUAUAUUUGGGUUCUGGUCCAAAAUGAGGAGGCCCUCUCCAAUGGUGAUUGAGAUAAACAGUACGUGUGUGUCCUGGAUGGCUCCGUUUCCUCUUCUUAAUGGGUUUUAAACCACAGAGAAGAGGGAACAUUCCUGCAUCAAAAGCUGGAGCCAAAAGAUGUCUUGAGGAAGAGGUGUUGACUUCAGGGCCUCAUCACAUGUGUCAUACAAUCGACCUUUCUGCAGUCAUUGUGCGAGCCACGCUUUUUGUAAAGUGAACCACGUUUUGGCCAUUUUCUCACUGGAAAAAAACUAUGGUCUACAACUAAAUGUAUUGAGCAACUGAGCAUAGGAAGUCAAACCACCUGUGACUGUAAAGAUAAACUCUGGGGCGGAUCUCACGUUGAAAGGUCAUGACGCAGCACUUAGCAAGAUGGACGGACACGGGGAGUUACCCCGACUUCCCCGUAGGACGAAUGCAAAGCAAGAGCUUUUCAAAUUAAAUAUAGCUUUCAGGGCACUUAAGAAGAGAAAGACGCUUUGAAGAACAAUGACCAGCUUCUACUGAAACGAUAUCAAUUUUGAACGAAUUGUAAGAUUGUGGAAAAAAACUAUUAAGGCUUUAUAAUAAUUGGAAAAAAGGGGCUUACAUUUACCGCUUUUGAAGGUUCGGGAGAGGUCAAACCUUACAAAUUUUGUAGAAACAGCAAACACAACUAACCACUUUCAAAGCAAACGGAGAAAACGUAUGGCGCUUCCUGAAGGGUUCGGUAGAGGCUUUGGUCAUUUGACAAAGAGUGACUUAUAAUGUUCAGGUUGUCAGGAACAUUACUAAAAUGUAAGUGAAAGACAUGUAAAUAUGGACAAACCUAUUUAUAAGAUGUACAAUAUAUUUAUUUUCAACAUAUAAAGUAUAAUUAUAAAUCUAUAUAUAAAUCUAUUUAUUUAUUUCAAAGGCUCUAUUUUGUAAUGAACUUGAAGUUAUUGGAACUGUAGAUUCUACUGAAAUAUACAGAAGGGCUAAACCAUUUGAUCUGAAUGACUGACAAUAAAAUUGUCCUGCUAUUG
This is a messenger RNA of Pimephales promelas (fathead minnow), 2116 nucleotides long. It is a transcript of the gene fgf16, whose product is annotated as fibroblast growth factor 16. The record is from RefSeq and is a predicted model, not a curated record. Lineage: Eukaryota; Metazoa; Chordata; Actinopteri; Cypriniformes; Leuciscidae. Gene Ontology annotation, molecular function: growth factor activity.